Arvicanthis niloticus (Nile rat) is the source of this 678-nucleotide messenger RNA. RefSeq names its product proteoglycan 3, pro eosinophil major basic protein 2 (gene Prg3). Lineage: Eukaryota; Metazoa; Chordata; Mammalia; Rodentia; Muridae. Gene Ontology annotation, biological process: immune response. The record is from RefSeq and is a predicted model, not a curated record.
AUGAACCAGCCCCUGAUCCUGUCCUUUCUCCUGCUGGGGAUGGUUUCUGCUUUUCAUCUGGAGACUGCUCACCCUCAUCUGGAGACUCCCAAGAGAGAAGAAGACCUGCAGCAGGAAGCAGAUGGUUCGCGGAAGCAGUGGAGAGAGUUGGUUCUGACUCAAGAGAGAAUGCAGACAGAGGGAGAGGAGAUUGAGGGUUCUGAACAUCAAGACAUCUUUGAGGAUGAGGAGGCAAUGGAGUCAGAUUCAUAUGCCUUAGAUGAGGACUUGGCAUGCCCCAGGGAAGAGGACACAGCUCAUUUUCAUGAAACUCCCGAGUGUAAGAGCUGCCGCUAUGUGCUGGUGAGGACUCCCAAGACAUUUUAUAAGGCUCAGAGACUCUGCAGGAGAUGCUACCGAGGCAACCUUGCUUCCAUCCACGGCUACAGUUUCAACUCCCAAGUCCAGAGCUUGGCCAGGAAGAUCAACCAGUCCAUCAUCUGGAUUGGAGGCAUCCUCAGGGGCUGGUUCUUCUGGAAGAAGUUUUGCUGGACUGAUGGGAGCUGCUGGGAUUUUGGAUACUGGGCCCCAGGGCAGCCUGGGAACGGGAGAGGACACUGUGUAACUCUGUACACCAAAGGGGGCCAUUGGCGAAGAGCUUCAUGCAAAAGUCGCCUGCCUUUCAUCUGCUCCUUCUAA